AUGUCUGGAAGAGGAAAGGGCAGUGGGAAAGGUCGCGCCAAGGCGAAGUCUCGGUCGUCCCGGGCUGGCCUGCAGUUCCCGGUGGGCCGUGUUCACAGGCUCCUGAGAAAGGGUAACUAUGCUGAGCGUGUGGGUGCCGGAGCGCCGGUCUAUCUGGCUGCGGUGAUGGAGUAUCUGACGGCUGAAAUCCUGGAGCUGGCCGGCAACGCGGCCCGGGACAACAAGAAGACCCGCAUCAUCCCCAGGCACCUGCAGCUGGCCGUGCGCAACGACGAGGAGCUCAACAAGCUGCUGGGAGGGGUGACCAUCGCUCAGGGCGGGGUGCUGCCUAAUAUCCAGGCCGUGCUGCUGCCCAAGAAAUCCGCCGCUGGGGGCUCCGCUAAAAGGCAGGUUCACGUUAUCUUGAACUGCAUGUCGGAAGAGCUGAAUUCUCGGAUGCUGCCUGAACUACUGUGCUUUUCCAGCACCACUCUAAUCCAAGCUCUGGUUUCCAGCAUCUGCAGUUACUGAUUCUACCCCGCAGAGCUGAAUUGCCGCAACGCCGCAAAUGUGUGAUGGACCAAGAUAAUGUAAUAUUUCCUCAGUACAAAGCCAAGUAUGACCAUCUGUUUCUACCAACCAGCAGACAAAUACUUGAAGGACCAAGACACAUUCUCUCGGGGCAAAGCCAAGUGUGAUCAGUUCCUUCUAACAAACAGCAGGACAGUGGGGAAUGCAAGAGGAGUGAUUGAAUUUGAUUAAAAUUAAAUACAAUGAAUAAUAGCAUUCAGGAUGUCCCUCAAGAUAAGCUCGACUGACAGAAACCUGAAGGAGUAUAGCAAGUAACAUUGGAAUGUGAACAAAUAGGAGACAUAGAAAGAUCCCAAGGCCGAGCGAUUACAGUAUCUGCUCAUCACCUUGAGAUCAUGUGAACCUGGAGCUGUCCAAUGGAUGCCCAUCAUUGAUUAGGUGUCUCAUAGGAUAGGGUAUGCAGAGUAAGAGGGAGGGACAUAUUAAUCACGUUGUUUGUGAUUGUUCACAGAACGUGUACAAUAAAUAUUGUUUUCUCUUGUAAAAUCAGAGUGUGCCAUGGAUCUCUCUUGAGGCCUGUCUCAGGGGAAGAUCCUUUGGUCCUCUCCCUGCAUUAACCAGCUUCUGCUUGAAUAAAGACCUAUCACUUGCCUGAA
This is a messenger RNA of Hemiscyllium ocellatum (epaulette shark), 1166 nucleotides long. Its product is annotated as late histone H2A.2.2-like. Gene Ontology annotation, molecular function: DNA binding; structural constituent of chromatin; protein heterodimerization activity. The coding region runs from base 1 to 510 and encodes 169 amino acids. The record is from RefSeq and is a predicted model, not a curated record. The transcript has 5 exons. Gene Ontology annotation, cellular component: nucleosome. NCBI's taxonomy places the organism in Eukaryota, Metazoa, Chordata, Chondrichthyes, Orectolobiformes, Hemiscylliidae.